Aspergillus nomiae NRRL 13137 is the source of this 730-nucleotide messenger RNA. RefSeq lists its product as uncharacterized. Lineage: Eukaryota; Fungi; Ascomycota; Eurotiomycetes; Eurotiales; Aspergillaceae. The annotation marks the transcript as partial. The record is from RefSeq and is a predicted model, not a curated record. The transcript is spliced from 4 exons.
CAAGAGCCCACCCAACCUGAAUUGGGGCAACGCAACAAAUCAGAACUGUGGAAAUACUGUGCAUGAGAAUUGCGGCAACAUAACAAAUCGGAACUGUGGAAAUAUCACAACCAACACCAACGCCUCUCAAUAUAUUCAUCUACAACAUUCCCAGAUAGCAGAGACAGCUGUCCAGUACCAAACCUUUGUGACCAACAACUAUUCCAGCUUUUUCUCUCCUGAUGAUCAGUUCAUAAAGGAGCUUGUGCAAAAGGCAGCUACUGAGAUGCAUCAUAUCACACAAAAGUAUGAUGUACCUGCUAGCCGGGAACUUGAAGUGGUUGAGCUUGCAUUAUUCGAUCUGGUCAUUGUUUGCGAUAAUAGUUUGUCUAUGUUGAAGCACCAGCGUGCCCUAAAGGAUAUACUCCUACGUCUUGUUACAAUUUCCUCGCUUCUCGUACCAAAGGGAAUAACAAUCCAGCUCCUCUAUCCGAACACAGGCGGGAGGGACCUUUUCGAGAACAUAACUACCAGCAAUCAAGUUGAAAACAUGUUUCAAACAGUCAGAUUCCUCAACUUUCAAAGGCUCAUAGGCCGUUCGGGAUUAGGUGAGGUUGUCAACAAAAAGAUCGUACAUCCUAUGAUCAUUAGAAAGGCCAAAGCAGGCAACCUGAAACGGCCAGUGAUCACCGUUAUUAUCUCAGACGGAGAGCUCAUAGAGCUUUUCUUGACUGCCUUAGACCGCCAAGCG